Molecule: messenger RNA, 1560 nt
Organism: Spinacia oleracea (spinach)
Lineage: Eukaryota; Viridiplantae; Streptophyta; Magnoliopsida; Caryophyllales; Amaranthaceae
Exons: 3
Coding region: 1-1560 (519 amino acids)
Biological process (GO): DNA integration
Molecular function (GO): RNA-DNA hybrid ribonuclease activity; nucleic acid binding
Source: RefSeq, a predicted model, not a curated record
AUGGCCAGCAAGAAGUUGCGCCCUUAUUUUCUGGCACACAAAUUAGUGGUAUACACAGACCAACCCUUGAAACAACCCCUUACUAAACUAGACGCUGCUGGGCGAAUGCUGAAAUGGGCAAUUGAGCUAAAUGCAUUUGAUAUCUCAUACGAGCCUCGAAAAGCUAUCAAGGGACAAGCAUUUGCUGAUUUUAUUGCAGAAAUGACGAGGCCGAAUUUUGAAAAGAAUGUGGCGACUCGCUGGACAGUCUACGUAGAUGGCUCGUCAACCCAGAGCGGGUGUGGAGCCGGCAUAAUAUGUCAGUCUCCUGAAGGAGACAAGUAUGAAUAUGCCAUGAGAUUCAACUUCCAAACGUCCAACAAUGAAGCAGAAUAUGAGGCUUUAUUAGCCGGUAUAAAAAUGUGCAAAGCCGCUGGAGCUCAAGAGAUACUGGCCUUCUCUAACUCUCAGCUCAUUGUGAGCCAAGUGAAUGGGGACUAUGAGGCGAGGGACCCUAACAUGAUCAAAUAUAUGCAAGCUGUGCAUCAAGAAGUAGAACAUCUAAAGAGCUUUGAAGCUAAGCAGAUUCCCAGAACGGAGAACAAUCAGGCCGAUGCCCUGUCGAAGCUGGCUAGCUCGGCUUCCUGUGAUACUCCGCGUCACGUGUUUUGGGAAGUAAAGGAUAAGCGGAGUAUUGAGCAGGAAUUGUGCGCUCCUACACUAGCUGUCCUAGAUCGGUCAUCAACAUGGAUGGACCCUAUCAUUGCUUACAAAAUGGACGGUACUCUUCCAGACGAUUCAAGUCUGGCUGCCAAAAUUCUCCUGCGGUGCGUCACUCCCGAGAAAGGAAAGGAAAUUCUAGACGACUUGCACCAAGGAUUAUGUAGUUCCCACAUUGGAGGAAGAGCCCUGGCAGAGAAAGCUUUGCGAACUGGUUAUUAUUGGCCCACUUUGAGAGAAGACGCCUUAGUCAUGGUGAAAAAAUGUGACAAGUGCCAAUGGUUUGCUCAUCUCAUCCACAGGCCGGCCCGCCCACUCACUCCUAUUAUGAGUCCCAUUCCGUUUGCCAAGUGGGGGAUGGAUCUGUUAGGGCCAUAUACAACGGCCCCUGGAGGCCGGCGUUAUGUGAUAGUUGCUGUUGAUUACUUCACCAAGUGGGUUGAAGCAGAAGCUCUCAAAAACAUAAAGACAAGUGAUUUUGAGACGCCUAAACUGAAGGAGUGGUUAGCAGAUCACGGCAUACACAGCUGUUUUGCCUCAGUAGGACGACCUCAAGCCAAUGGCCAAGUCGAAGCAUUUAACAAAAUCAUCUCCGAGGGGAUAAAGAAGAAACUAGAUGAGGCCAAGGGUCUAUGGGCUGACGAGCUGCCAAGCGUCUUGUGGUCCAUCCGCACCACUACCAAAAACUCAACCGGCGAAACCCCAUUCCUGUUAGCCUAUGGUGCAGAGGCCGUGUUGCCCAUAGAAAUGUGUGAACCUACACUAAGAGUCAUGUUAUAUGACGAGAAUGCCAACUGGGAAAUGAUGAAGCUGGCCCUUGAUUUUUUACCUGAAACAACGGUUGCUAAUGGUCCUAAUUGA